Messenger RNA from Lycium barbarum (goji berry), 1086 nucleotides. RefSeq lists its product as uncharacterized. Lineage: Eukaryota; Viridiplantae; Streptophyta; Magnoliopsida; Solanales; Solanaceae. The transcript is spliced from 5 exons. The record is from RefSeq and is a predicted model, not a curated record. Bases 235 to 705 code for a protein of 156 amino acids.
GAUUAUGCUACUACCAAACUUAUUUGAAACCUAUAUAGAUAGAUAUAUAGCUCCCUAUAUAUGCCAUGCCCCACUCACCCAACCAACAAAGUAAACUCCAUCUCUUUGAGUACUUGUAGCUGACAAGAGUGGAAGAAUAGAAUUAGGAAAAAGAAAUUUCCUGAAAUAUUUCACACCCAUCCAUUUCCUUUGUCCAUUUUCCCCAUCUUUCAUUAGCUGGUCCAAAUUAAACUCAUGAUGGAAAUGGAGUUUAAAAGAAGUACUGGAGUGCAGAUUCCAGUAUUUGGAGAAUGGGACAAGGCAAAUGAGCUGCCAAUCACCCAGUAUUUUGAGUCUGCCAGACAAGCCGGAUUGGUUCGCCAUUCAGUUGAAGAUGAUCUUUAUGUUGUUCAUUACCAGAAACCUCACUUCUAUGCCAUCCCUAAUCCUCCUCACACAAAGACAAAGGGAGAUAUUAAUAAGAAGAAGAGGUGUCCAGAGCAGAAAUGGACAGGUAAAGUAGAGAAAGCAAGGAAUGAAAGUGGGCCUCAAAGGCAGUACACAACAAUGAAGUCGGCCCAACGGCCCACAAAUGCUAAACCUGUGGAUGAAGAUCUUUACAAAAUUCCUCCUCAUCUCCUUCCUGGCUAUAAGAAACACAAAGUUUACAAAGAUUUGAUAGCGGGAUCAGACAUGGAUAAUCAUGUUUUUGGAAAUGCUAGUUAAAGAUCUAGAACCAAUAAAAAAGAGAAUGUUUGGAUUCUUCUCAAGAUGCCUUGCUCCACCUUGCAAGGCAUAGCUACAAUUGGCCAAGGCUAUGGAGAUUUUGAUAAAAACAGCAACAACAUAACAACUUCAAUCUUAGGCGCAGAGAUUGAGAAAAUGGCUAUAAUAGAGUUUGUCUUAUUCGUAUUAAGAGCUAAUCUAGGAGGAAUGUUUCUAUGUUGUGCACCAGUCUUUGUAUUUCAUGCUCUUUUUUACUUUUUAGUUUUUUUCAGUGUAAGCUUUGACUCCAAAUAUGCAGCAAAGCAUAGAGCUAAUGAAAUCUUUAUUAGCAAUAGGUAUAUGAAUGAUUUCUACAUCAAAUGAUAUUACUGCUUGUUUUAA